Molecule: messenger RNA, 2178 nt
Organism: Argiope bruennichi
Lineage: Eukaryota; Metazoa; Arthropoda; Arachnida; Araneae; Araneidae
Product: aromatic-L-amino-acid decarboxylase-like
Exons: 17
Coding region: 71-2029 (652 amino acids)
Biological process (GO): amino acid metabolic process
Molecular function (GO): carboxy-lyase activity; pyridoxal phosphate binding
Source: RefSeq, a predicted model, not a curated record
AAAAGAUUGCGGGUCACUUGGACUCUCUGCUACUUCGACCGCCAACUGACACCACGGGACUCACCACAAGAUGAUGAACUCCCGUUUUGGCGGUUCUCCCUUAGGUGGGAGGAAACGGGAAGUUGCAGUAGCGGACUCUGGAGCAGCGAGACCAGAGAUCCAGCAGAAGACGAUGUGUGGACAAGUUAGAAAGCUGCUAGACUUUAUCAGCCCUGCUUGCCCAAGGACGGAAGCGGAGAAAUCGGAGAGGCGGCAAGACUCGCCGAAAAAGCAAUCGCGGGGCUGUGCAAUGGACACCGCCGAGUUCCGGAAGCGAGGCCGCGAGAUGGUGGACUACAUAGCCGACUACUUGGAAUCCAUUUCCCAGCGGCGAGUCACGCCCAAUGUCGAGCCGGGAUACCUCCGAAAACUUAUACCGAGCGCUGCGCCCAAGAAAGGAGAAGACUGGGAUGAUAUCAUGAAAGAUGUGGAAAAACACAUCAUGCCCGGGGUCACCCACUGGCAACAUCCUCGAUUUCAUGCCUAUUUUCCUGCAGGAAAUGCUUAUCCUUCAAUACUUGCUGAUAUGCUUUCUGAUGCUAUUGGAUGUGUAGGAUUUUCUUGGGCUGCAAGUCCUGCGUGCACAGAGUUAGAAACAAUCAUGCUGGACUGGCUAGGAAAAAUGAUUGGUCUCCCUGAGGACUUUCUUUGUUUAUCAGACAAAAGCAAAGGAGGCGGUGUAAUCCAGGGUUCAGCAAGUGACUGCAUUCUUGUGAAUUUGCUUGCUGCUCGCCAUUCCGCCAUAAAAGCGUUGAAGCAAGAGAAACCUUUUGUAGAAGAAGGGACGCUUCUAUCAUCUCUCAUGGCAUACUGUUCAAAAGAAGCUCAUUCCAGCGUGGAAAAAGCUGCUAUGAUAGGUUUUGUUAAACUUCGAAUUCUUGAUACAGAUGAGAAGUUUCAAUUACGUGGUGAAACGUUAGCGAAAGCUAUGGAGGAGGAUCGAAAUAUGGGAUUAAAGCCAUUUUUUGUAGCUGCUACCUUGGGUACGACAUCCUGUUGUUCUUUUGACCCGAUCUCCGAAAUCGGUCCUGUUUGUGAGAAGUUCGGGGUGUGGCUUCACGUUGAUGCGGCGUACGCGGGCAGUGCCUUAAUUUGCCCUGAAUUUCAACACCUUUUAAGAGGAAUUGAAUAUGCAAUGUCAUUUAACAUGAAUCCAAAUAAAUGGAUGUUGGUCAAUUUUGAUUGCUCCACUAUGUGGGUAAAGGAUCGUUUUAAACUCACCCAAGCUCUCGUCGUUGAUCCGUUGUAUUUACAGCACAGCUUUUCAGAUAAGUCCAUUGACUAUCGGCAUUGGGGUAUUCCUCUGAGUCGUCGUUUCCGAUCACUGAAGUUGUGGUUUGUAAUCCGAAAAUACGGAGUCGAAGGUCUACAGAAAUAUAUACGUGAGCACGUACGCUUAGCCAAGAAAUUCGAGAGUCUAAUCCGAAAAGAUGACAGAUUCAUUGUCGCAAAUCAAGUUCAUUUUGGUUUAGUUUGCUUUAGAUUGAAGGGCUCAAACAGUUUAAACCAGAAGCUUUUGUCUUCAAUCAACGCAUCGGGUAAACUGCAUAUGGUUCCAGCAUCACUGAGUGGAAACUAUGUGAUAAGAUUCUGUGUUUGUGCUCAACACGCUACUGAUGCCGACAUCAUCCACGCCUGGGAUGUCAUAACAAUGUUCACAGAGGAGAUACUGGAGCUCAUGAAAGUAGAUAUGACCAAAGAGGAAACUGUUCCAGAAGAAGAGGAGGAGGAGGAAGAAGAGGAAGAGAUAGAAGAAGAGGAAGAAGAAAAAGAAAUCAAAGAAAAUGUCGAAGAAUCUGUAGAUGAAGUCUUCCUCCUCGAGCGUAAGCGUAAGCACAGCCUGAAAUACAAGAGAAGUUUUUUCGUUCGCAUGGUUUCUGAUCCGAAGUUGUACAAUCCAAAGAUUGUUCGUGCUCUCUCCUCAACUGACAGUCGCAGACACACCAGUGAUCCAGUGGAUAGUGAAACUGGAGUCAUCACUCCCGUUUAAAAUCAAACAGGAUUUGAUAUACAAGAAUGUCAUCGUUAGCUUCAGAAAUGAAAUGUUGUUUGCCUGCCGAGAUCGCAAGGGUACUUCCCUUCUAAAUGGAAUUUUUCACUUUCCUGCAAAAAUUAAAAUUGAUACGAUACCUAAACCUG